AUUAUGCUAAAAAACUCGGAGAAUUGUUUGCUGAGAAAUUAAAGAAAGAAGGCAAAGAAAAAAUUGUUUUUGACCGCAACGGCCGUCCUUAUCAUGGAAAGGAAUUAACUUUUAAUGGAGAAGACCGAAAAAAAUUACCAAGCCCCGAAAGUAGAAGAAAUCAAAUCUGGGGAGGUAAAGUUAGUGAACGAAGAAGAAAAAACGAAACGCUAGCCAACAAAAGGGUGGUGAAAGUAACCAAGGGCGGUCGGAGAUUUAGUUUUACUAAUUUAGUCUUGAUAAAGGAUGAAGAAAAAAAAGCGGUUGCUUUUGCCCACGCGGGCGGAAAGGAAGUCAUGAUUGCCUUUCGUAAGUCUUUGCAAAAAGCACAAAAGAAAUUAAUCACCUAUUUUCCUACUCCAACUCGUACUAUUCCCCGUGAUAUAGUGGUAAAGUAUAAAGCUACUAAGCUUUUCUUAAAGCCUACUCCGCCGGGCAGCGGCAUCAAGGCCAGUCAAACUCUUAGUAGAUUAUUCAAGUUCCUAGAAAUUAAAGAUAAAAAAAAAAUAGUUGGUCGUGGCAUUGGUUCGGGCAGAGGAAAAACAAGUGGGCGCGGUCAAAAAGGACAAGGGUCUCGUAAGAGUGGCCACGUUCGUCCCGGUUUUGAGGGUGGGCAAACUCCGGUUUAUCGGGCUUUUCCCAAACGAGGCGGAGGCUUUAAAAAAAAACUCCCUCAUCGGGUAGUUAAUUUGGAAAGAUUAGAAAAGGAUGAAAAGAUAGCCAAUGGACAGGUUCUAGACUUUACCCGAGAAAAAUCGCCUGUAAAAAUACUAGGCCAAGGAAAUUUUACUAAAAAUUUGACUAUUAAAGCAGCAACCUUUUCUCAAUCGGCUCAGAAAAAAAUCACCCAAGCAGGUGUUAAUUUAAAAUGGGAAGCGCCCGUGGAGACUAAUACCCUUUAUAGUCAGGAUAACAAAGUGUUAAAAAAAAAAAAGUCAAAGUUGGGAUUUCGCUUGAACAUUAGUUUUAUGCCUUUUAUUCAAUUGUCUCAAUUUGUUGGCUGGAUAUACAAUAUCGUUCUAAUGCGUAACGCCGGAGUGAAUUGGCGUAGUCUUGACAGUAUAAGAAAAGGAUGGGGGGGAACAGUUGAAAAGAGAGCGACAAGUACGAAUGAUUUAAAAGCUAGCUUGAAUAAAGAGAGUAUCGACGGAGGAGCUUUUUGA
This is a messenger RNA of Ambispora gerdemannii, 1202 nucleotides long. The record is from the annotation of a GenBank genome assembly. NCBI's taxonomy places the organism in Eukaryota, Fungi, Glomeromycota, Glomeromycetes, Archaeosporales, Ambisporaceae.